This is a messenger RNA of Laetiporus sulphureus 93-53, 678 nucleotides long. RefSeq names its product NADH-ubiquinone oxidoreductase Complex1 subunit. The record is from RefSeq and is a predicted model, not a curated record. Gene Ontology annotation, biological process: response to oxidative stress. The transcript is spliced from 3 exons. NCBI's taxonomy places the organism in Eukaryota, Fungi, Basidiomycota, Agaricomycetes, Polyporales, Laetiporaceae. Bases 1 to 399 code for a protein of 132 amino acids.
AUGACCACCAUCCCUUCUCGCCUCGCCCGGACGACCCACAUCUCCGCCAGCCCAGAGGAGGCGCGCAGACGGGUCAUCCAGCUCUACAGAGACUGGUACCGCGGGGUACCAGAUAUCGUCUCAGUGUAUUCGAUGUCGGUCACUCCACAAUACUUCCGCCAUUGCAUCCGCAAAAAGUUCGAGCAGAACCGCUAUGUCACGGAUAAACGCGUCAUCGACGUGCUCAUCCUCAAGGGCAGGCAGGAGUACCAGGAGACGAUGAACGUCUGGAAGCAGCCCGAUCAUGUCAUGGGCAUCCUCCUCGAAGACAAGUCGAGACCACCGCGCACAUUUAUGCAGAAGUUCUUGGAAGGACGGGACGAGGAUGCUGUUGUUCCUGCUGCAUCAGGAGUCGUGUAACAUAGAGGCGAUCAAGCAUGUGCAGCGUCAUCGCACCUUGAAUCAUACAGUCUGUGCGAAUACGCAUGCGAGAUGUCGAACACGAACUACAUUGAGCUUGUUCCUCCAUCACUUGCGCGAUAACACAACAACUACUGCAAUACAUAGCUAGGAAUACACAUGCAAGUCCGGAUUGAGGUCAUUGCGGAAAGUCUCUAUUGAUAUGAGUAACAUCUCUACUCGGACCAAUCAUGAGAGGAAGUCAAUGGGGUCGUCAUCAGCAUCGACAACGGGUGGCGG